Messenger RNA from Magallana angulata, 5887 nucleotides. Its product is annotated as protein quaking-A-like. Gene Ontology annotation, molecular function: mRNA binding. The coding region runs from base 126 to 1532 and encodes 468 amino acids. Gene Ontology annotation, biological process: regulation of mRNA splicing, via spliceosome. Gene Ontology annotation, cellular component: nucleus. The record is from RefSeq and is a predicted model, not a curated record. Lineage: Eukaryota; Metazoa; Mollusca; Bivalvia; Ostreida; Ostreidae. The transcript is spliced from 11 exons.
ACGUGUUCAUAAACAAUUUUACAUGAUAGAGGGAACUCAGAUCUUAUUGUAGUGAUUUGUAGUUUUGGAAUCUAACCCCUACUUAACUUUGGUAGUUUUGCAACAGCUCAGGCGCUUGUUUUAACAUGGGGACUGAAACUAAUAAAGAUGAGCGUAGCACUCCUGAAUAUCUGGCACAGCUACUUAAAGACAAAAAGCAGAUACAGGCUUUUCCCAACGUUUUUGUGCAUUUAGAAAAACUUUUAGACGAAGAAAUCAACAGAGUUCGCUUACAGUUGUUUCAUCACAAGGGCAAUGGCAGAAUUCCAUUGGAUCUCCCAGAACCCAUUGGUCCAGUCCAGACAAUCUCAGAGAAGCUAUAUGUUCCAGUUAAAGAACACCCCGAUUUUAACUUUGUGGGGAGGAUAUUGGGACCACGAGGGAUGACGGCCAAAGAGUUGGAACAGUUCACAGGUUGUAAAAUCAUGGUGCGAGGCAAGGGAUCAAUGAGGGACAAAAAGAAGGAGGAACAAAACAGAGGAAAGCCAAACUGGGAGCAUCUGAAUGAGGAGCUACAUGUCCUCAUCACCGUUGAGGACACAGUUAACAGAGCCGAGGUCAAAAUGGCCAAAGCGAUGGAGGAAGUGAAGAAACUCCUUGUACCCGCUCCCGAAGGGGAAGAUGAUUUGAAGAAAAUGCAAUUGAUGGAACUGGCCAUCUUGAAUGGGACAUAUCGCGAUUCCAAAGCGAUCCCACUAGCUCGUAAGUCUCAAGCCUGUCUCCGGGAGAGACAGGGUAACCCCGACGGAGAGGAUGACCUUAAGAAACGUCAGCUCAUGGAACUGGCCAUCAUCAACGGCACUUACCGCGACACCUCCAAACCCCCCACCACCCAGGCGGGCGGGGGUCAGUCCUCUACCUCCACUCAUGCCUUUGGACUUCCUUGGAAUGCACAACUUCAAACCAUGCAAAUGUUGGGUCAAUUCGACACCAGCGGACUCGACCAUAAGAGCAUACUCAAGACCUCAGAGGCGCCUCGGUUUCUGACUGCAGCUUCGCCCCUUACAGCCGGGAUCUCUCAGCUUCGAUCCCCCACACCAGCAGGUGCCCCCUUAAUCCUGGCCCCACGCAUGCCACAGGUGGCUACCAGUUCUGCCACCAUGAUCAACCCCCCACCCCUGGUGUCCCCUACAGACAGUGCGGCCACCGGACUGAUGUACAACCCCUACGAGUACCCCUACUCCCUCCAGCCUGCCGCUACUCUUGUGGAGUACCCUACAUCUAUUGAACAGACGGCAGCCGUCGACAAUCAUUUUAAGAUUUAUGUGCAGUGCCUAAGAUGCGAAGGACCCUGGACACUGUACGGACACACCCUUACACAAGGGUGGCUCUUCCAUAAGUUUGGGGGAAGCUGUGCCUACGAAACUAACUCAAACCCACCAGAACACUUGAAAAACAAGAGCGAGCUACAAAACACUGGAUCAGGGGCCUCAAUCAAAGGCAGCAACGCACGGCACCUAACUCUGUCGCCCACGAUGUUCUACUCACAAUAAAACAAAAGCUGACAUCUUGGUGUGUGGGAAUUAUCCAAACAAAAUCUUAAAACAAUCGCUGGAUAUAAACAAAGCUGCCUUCCUUAGCAAAACUGCAACCACUAACAUGCCUUAUAUUUAUAAAAAAAAGUUAUAUAUAUUAUAUAUACAUAUGUUAUGGCAGAAAACAAAUUUUUGACUUCAUUUGGAUCAUUGAGAAAUUGUGAGUUGUGUUUAUUUUUUUACUUUUCAAGGUCUAAUUUUGAGAGAGGGCCAUUGUGUGUUUCUUAAGUAUAAUUUUUGUGUUUUGUGAAAUUGAGGUUGAAAUGAGGUCAAUUCAGAACCGUCCUUGUGCCAAUAAUAUUAAAAAAAAUCAUGUAGAAAAACUAAGUGCCUGACAAUUUAUACUCUUCAGAACUAAUGUAGACUAACAUUGUUGAUGUACCAAUUUUGUUGUUAAUGAAUGUUCAUUGGUGUGCAACAAGGAUUUAUGCUAUGUCAUUGUUUUUCCCAUUAUAUUGAAAGAAUAAUUAACUCCUGUCAUUUUUGCCUUUUCACAUCAAGAACUUAGAUGAGAUUAACAUUUUGUAUUUAUAUAUUAAACACUAUCUGUACAGCAUAAUUUUUACCUUUACAUCUGUUUCUGUAAUUUUACCAAAAUACAUACUCAUCUCUUCCAAAAGAUUAGAAAAUGCUCCUUUACACAUUUAUUAGACAGUUCUGAAUAGUAUGAACAGUAAAACUUGGAAAUGUGUCUUGAGGUUUUGCCAAAAGCCUUUAUAUUUCAGUAAUAUAUAUUUAUGCACAUAUUUUUGUUUGAUAGUGUUUAAUGUUAGAAUUUUGUAGCAUAAUGUUGAAGUUUGUUGAUUUAUUGAACAAAUGAGCUUAAAAUCAAAGUGUUCUUAAAAUUCUCACACAUGAUUGGUUUUGAUUUGAGAUGCAUUUCCAAGGUUUUGCCAGUUGAUGUAGCAAUAGUCUGCUAUCUUCAGUGGAAUAAUAUUCUAAGAAAGAGAAUCUGAGAUUAUCUGCACACUUAACUAGAGAAUCCUCCAGUAUUAUGGCUUGGGUUCUGUCUUCCUUCACUAAUAGAGUUUUGAGUAAGCUUGACUUUGUGAUUUGGUGUUCUUUGCUCUGUGUGAAGAGACCAGUAGAUUUCAUUCUGUAUGCUUGUGUGUGCGUGUGUUUAAAAUUUCCCUGUGUUUUUACAUAUCAUGUUAAUCGAGAACUGAUGGAUUUUGUAAAUAUUAUUUUUUGUGCACUUGUUAUAUUUGCCAAACGUGGAUGGCGUUCAUAUCACCGUUUAAUUUUUUGCAUCUUUGGAAUGAUGAUCUGUGUCGCGUGCUCACUUGUUGCAUAACACGGAUACCGCGGCCAAUAUCUACUUAAACGAGUUCAUAUGAUCACAAAACACAGGGAAGAGAAAAUAGGAAAAUUAUUGUUUUGUGUAUGAAAUUAAUAGUUUCAUCUUCUGUUUUUUGUACUGUACAUACUUUUUUUUUAUAGAGACUUAGUUGUUGGUAUCAAUACCUUAAUAGUAGCUAUGCAAACAUUUUUGUCAAACUCCCUUUAAAUUGUGUUUGGCUCUGUGAAAGUAACGAAAGGCACUCUUGUUUUUUUUUAGAGAAAAAAUAACAUCGUUUUUUUGUGUAACAGUGGUUGUAUAAGAUUGACUUGAAAGGGUUGGAGUAUUACCUUGAAUUUUAUUAGAUAAUGGCCGUUUGCUCGAAUUUCAUUGGAUAAUGUCUAUUAACUCAAAUAUCAUUAGAUAUAAUGGCUGUGUAAAAGAAGAAUAAAUCGUUAUGGUUUCUCGCUUACAGAAUCUGAAUCUUUGAUCCAAAGUGGUCACAAUUAAUCCCUACCCAUUCAAGUCACUUAAAAUUUAAAAGCAGUGUAUGUAGAAUGUUGAGUUGAGAUGCUAGAAUGUACAAUUUAACUGCUCUUUGUAUUAGCCUAUUAAUUCACUCAUUCUUGGUUUUUGGCACAUGAUGGAAGAGACGGAUUAUUUUGGUUUCGAUUGAUUUUUUUUGUACUGUUUUAUUGAACAAAGUUGUGAAUUUUUUUUAUUGAAUGCUCAACAAGAAGUCAUAUUAGGCCUUAGGAUAGGUACUUAUAUAUAUCACAAAUCUGAAUUUGGAUUGAAUCUCAAUGCAGGGCUUUUUUUUCUAACUUCAUAUUUGAACUUAAUGUUAAGCAUAUCCACUCUAGGAUUUAAUUUACACCUCGUUCUCCUCGCUGUCUUUAGUAUAUUGGUAAGCUUUGCAUGGAGUUCACUAUAAUCUGGCCUUGCCAGUCACUAACAACACCUACCCAUAAUCUGAUGCUUUCUGAAGAUCUGUAACUUUUUUUAAUACUGAAUUCUGACAUGUUUUGUUGUUUAUAUACUGUUAAUUUUAUACAAUUGUUAACCUUAACAGGUGCAUCAGCAUAAUAUUCUGAUUCUGUUGUUGCAAUCUCUGGAAAUUUUCUGCCACUUUCAGUUCAUUUGUUUUUGGUAUUUGGACUUAUUACCAGUACUUAAUAACUUUUUUGAUAUUUUAUAAAAUUUCAUACCAAGAACUGGAGGCAUGGCCAGAGAAUUUCCACCAUAACUGGAUUAACAAUGUAUUGUAUAUAUAUAUAAUUCACAAUGUUUCUCUGUGGAUCAAUCAGCAUGCUUUGCCUGUAGUUAGUAGAUCCAUCAUAAGUAAAAUGUGAACGAAUCUCAAGGUAUCAUCUACUCACCCUACCCUCAAACUAACCCAAGCUUCAUUACCCCCAACCCACCGAAAGAUAAAGUAAAUCAACUGGAAAAAUACUCCCUUGUGACUUGUGAGAUUGACUCUGCCUUUGGAUACCAUCUUUUCCCCCUUUUCAUUGUAAAGAAUGAUAUACUUUUAAGAAGUUUGCCUUUAUUUACUAUACAUAAGCGGCAUAUUAACCCAAACUGCUACUUAAAAUUUGCAUUUGUUGUCUUUUUGCAUAUUAUUGUACUCUAUAUAUAGAUAUAUAUUAUUUUUUCUGUUCACUAGCAAUAAAGGUUUUUAAAACAGUAACUCAUCUUUGCAGUUCAUACUAACCAGUGGAUACAAAUCUUCUUAACACUGCAUCGUUUCGUUACUAAAUAUAACCAUUUAUAUACUUUGCUGUUGUGUUUCUGUUACUAAGGUAACUAUGCAUGUCAAGCUAUAAUUGGUGGAGUGUAGUUCGUCCAAAGAAAUCUGGACCUGUAACCUGGCUUUUGAUUGGCCAAGAGGUCAGCAGAUUUAGACGGACGUGAUAGAAAGCAGCCUUGUUAACUGCUAAAGAUUUCGAAUGAUUAACACUACGUUCUAUGUAUUUCAAAGCCAAAGACUUUCUGAACUUUUCCAAUCUUAUUUCGAUUAACAUUGAGCUUACCACAAGCCUCGAAGAGAUCAAUGCAUAAUAGUGAUUACAAGAUAGUCCGUCUUAAAACUACAUUCUUCCAUAUAAUCAAGAAUUGUAAUGUAUUGGCAUGAUAUUAACUGUCUUGUUAGUUUCUUGGCAUAUAUUAACCGCAGUACGCUAAAUAUUUACAAAGUUCAUUAUUUCCCUGUUAACAUUUUCUCAUGGUAAAGAGCCCAUCGAAACAUCACACAAGUGCCUUAUUUUGGGUAAAGAGAUUUCUCUAAUACAAAGCAACGUGCCAAAUCACAACCACUGCUUAGUAUAUAAACCCCCAGUGAAGGAUCCAGCUAAUAGGCUGAGGGGGUUUCUGAACUUUGAACUCUCGCGGGAAUCUGAUUCACGUCAGGUGAUUUAGGGCCCUUCCCUUGUUGGAUCCCCCACUGCACUACACAUACUAUCAACGAUCAGUUUUCAGGGAGCUUGUUUAUUUCUGUGAUAAUAUAAUCAAUCCUUCUAAGGUCCCAACAAUCAUGUUUUAAUUGUUGAUGACGUUGGCAAAUUUACGCCAGGUAAUCAUUCACUAUAAUCGAAGCGUAAUUUUAUGCGCACGCCUUCAAAGAUCACGUGACUUGCAGGAAAUGACACGUGACCUUUUUUGUUAUCCAUGACAACGUUAGCAGUAUUCUUUUGUAUCCAGAAAAGACUAAACUAUUUUGUUUACUGAAUAAACUCGUGUUUCAUUAUAUAUAUUUAGCCGUUGGUCAAGGUCGCAAAUCCUAUCGUUUCGUUUGAUAGCUUCUCUUGACCGCGUCUGCGUGAAUGAAUUGGGCGGUUGGUGACAUUACAUAGCUUUUUAAAUGUUUUGUCAAAGUUUUGAUUUGUUGUUGAUGACGAUGUACAAUCACAGAGAGAGGAGUGAAUCUCUUGAUGAACAAUGUUUAUACACUCUGUCAUCGAUAUGAUGACACGUUUAUACCAAUAGACUCGUACAAGGACUUAUUUUCAAAUAUUAAACUCAUUAUGUAUAUUCA